This is a messenger RNA of Heterocephalus glaber (naked mole-rat), 2340 nucleotides long. NCBI's taxonomy places the organism in Eukaryota, Metazoa, Chordata, Mammalia, Rodentia, Bathyergidae. The record is from RefSeq and is a predicted model, not a curated record.
UUGCUGCCUCUGCCAGCCCUGGUCAUUUGCCAGAGCUGCCCCCAGCUCUCCAGAGCCCUAAUCGGACAGAGGACUCUCUCUCCCUAUUUGCCAUCAGGGUGCGCCCCCUCUUAGUCUAACAGGGACGCACCCAGCAAACAAGUAGAGGCAAGGUCACUCAGCCAGAGCCACCAAGGACCUUUGCUAACCAGCACACACAUCUUGCUUCUUCCCCUUUAUUCCCUCCACCACCAAUAGCUCCUGGGAGCAGCAAUGCCUUACCUGCACCCAGCUCCAGGGCCCCAGACACACCUUGUUCCCCAGGAUGCCCGGGCUACCCACUCCUCAGGAAAGAGCUUUGAGCAGCUGAGGCAGGACUGUCUGCAGGCUGGCACCCUGUUUGAGGACACAGACUUCCCUGCCUGCAAUGCCUCCCUGUUCUUCAGCGAGAGGCCCCAGGUUCCUUUCGUGUGGAAACGGCCAGGGGAGAUCGUGGAACACCCGGAAUUCAUCCGUGGAGGGGCCACCAGGACCGACAUCUGCCAGGGGGAGCUGGGGGACUGCUGGCUGCUGGCUGCCAUUGCCUCCCUCACGCUCAAUGAGAAGGCACUGGCCAGAGUGGUCCCCCAGGACCAGAGCUUCGGGCCUGGCUAUGCCGGAAUAUUCCACUUCCAGUUCUGGCAGCACAGUGAGUGGCUGGAUGUGGUGAUCGACGACCGCCUGCCCACCUUCAGGGACCGCCUGGUCUUCCUGCACUCAGCCGACCACUGUGAGUUCUGGAGCGCUUUGCUGGAGAAAGCCUAUGCCAAGCUGAAUGGGAGCUAUGAGGCACUGAAGGGGGGCAGCACCAUCGAGGCCAUGGAGGACUUCACCGGUGGUGUGGCUGAGAUUUUCCACACCAGAGAGGCACCGAAGGAUUUCUACCAGAUUCUGGAGAAGGCGCUGAGGCGUGGCUCCCUGCUAGGCUGUUCCAUGGAUAUCAGAAAUGCUGCAGAAUCUGAAGCCCGUACACCUUUUGGUCUAAUUAAGGGCCAUGCCUACACCGUGACUGGAAUUGAUCAGGUAAAUUUCCGAGGCCAGAAAACUGAGCUCAUCCGAGUCCGGAACCCUUGGGGCCAGGUGGAGUGGAAUGGGUCCUGGAGCGACAGCUCUCCUGAAUGGGGCUCCGUGGACCUCGAUGAACAGAAGCGCUUGUGUCACUCUGCUCUUGAUGACGGGGAGUUCUGGAUGUCAUUUAAGGAUUUCAAGACCCACUUUGACAAAGUGGAGAUUUGCAACCUCACACCUGAUGCCCUGGAGGAGGACACUCUCCACAGAUGGGAGGUGACAAUCCACCAAGGAAGCUGGGUUCGGGGCUCCACAGCAGGGGGCUGCCGGAACUUCCUGGAUACAUUUUGGACCAAUCCACAGAUACAGCUGUCCCUGACAGAGCAGGACGAGGAGCAGGAAGGAUGUACUUUCCUUGUAGCUCUGAUGCAGAAAGAUCGGCGGAAACUGAAGAGGCGCGGUGCUGACAUGCUGACCAUAGGCUAUGCUAUCUACCAGAGCCCUGAGGAGCAUGGACACCUGAGCAGAGACUUCUUCAGGUACCACGCUUCCCUGGCCAGAAGCAAGACCUUCAUCAACCUGAGGGAAGUCUCUGACCGCUUCCGGCUGCCCCCGGGGGAGUACAUCCUGAUCCCCAGCACCUUCGAGCCCCAUCAGGAGGCUGACUUUUGUCUGAGGAUCUUUUCAGAGAAGAAGACCGUCACCAGGGACCUGGAUGGAACCACAGACAUCCACCUCCCCGAGCCUCUGCAGCCGACUCCCCCUGAGCAGGAGACAGAGGAGGAGCAGCAGUUCCGGGCCCUGUUCCAGGCCAUCGCUGGUGAGGACAUGGAGGUGACUGCAGAGGAGCUCGAAUAUGUUUUAAAUACCGUGCUGCAAAAGAAAAAGGAUCUCAAAUUCAAGAAGCUAAGCCUGAUCUCCUGCAAGAACAUCAUUUCUCUGAUGGAUACCAGAGGCAAUGGGAAGCUGGACUUCAGUGAAUUCCAGAUGUUCUGGGACAAGCUGAAGCAGUGGAUUAACCUGUUCCUCCAGUUUGAUGUGGACAAGUCCGGCACUAUGUCCUCCUAUGAGCUUCGGACUGCACUGAAAGCCGCAGGCUUCCAGCUGAGCAGCCACCUCCUGCAGUUGGUUGUGCUCAGAUACGCGGAUGAGGAACUCCAGAUGGACUUUGACGACUUCCUCAACUGCCUGGUGCGGCUGGAGAACGCGAGCAGGGUGUUCCAGGCCCUCAGUACGAAGACCAAGGACUUCAUCUACCUCAACAUAAAUGAGCUCAAGAUCUGUCCACUCUCCCUCAUGCAGGUCAUCCUGUGA